Messenger RNA from Spodoptera litura, 3161 nucleotides. The record is from RefSeq and is a predicted model, not a curated record. NCBI's taxonomy places the organism in Eukaryota, Metazoa, Arthropoda, Insecta, Lepidoptera, Noctuidae.
CCCGCCACCGCACCACACCACAACUCCGACUCAUGAACGCUUUGCGCCCUCAGAGGCUACUCGAUCAGGGUGGUGGUAUGCAUGAGCUACCGGGACUCGAAGCACGCAACGUCAGACCGCGCGGCCCGGUCGCACUAUGCCGACACGACGACGGCACAGAAGACAAGAAACCUUCGGCUCGGCCCGACCGGGCUGUCGGAGAUCACAUCGGAAACGUUACACCAAAGGAAAAGCUCGCAGACGAUUCUCAACUGUGGGCCGAGAAUGUCGACAACUGGUAUAAAGGCUUGUCGACCUACGCACACCCUCUAUAUUAUCAAACGAAGAAACAGCUUGUGAAUACUGAAGCAAUGGGUAUUACAACUAAACAGAGCAUUGAGGCUACGAGUGUGGAAAGCAAGUUUGAUUUCGAGAAUGCAGAAGCAAGUCAUGACAAUAAUUGUGAUGACGGAGGUCUAAAAGACGAUUUAGAAAUUAAUAUAAAGUCUCGUAUACCAGAGCCAAAUAGACUGAAAGAAUCUCGUGGUUUUAGAGAUAUACGUCGGUAUGACGGUGGACUGAAUAGGGUUGGAAACUCGAUACAUGACUAUGAUGAUUGUGAUAUAGAUUUAAGGAAAAAGUAUAGGAAACAAGUAGGAGAUAAUUUAGUAGUACCAACUCCGUCGGAUUUAAAUCCCAGGAACAUUAGACGUAUGACUAUAGGGCAGAUAGCUUUGCCACAAACUCAAGAUACCUUUUAUGUAGAAGCAGAUAACAAUACCAAAAGUAUUAAUUGUAUAGAUAUGCUGAGUAGUUCCAACAGUAUUAUUGAAAAAGAGGAUUCUCCUCCUCCUAGAGAGUGUAGCCAAGUAGAUGGUCCUUCAAGUCCAUUAUGUGCUAGUCCAAACAAGACCACUGAUGAUACGAAUGCUGACAGGCCGAGCCAAUCACUUGAUCAGCCUGCGAAAGAGUGUGGCCCACGCGAUGAAGUGGAAGAUAUAUCUUGGCUAACAACCCCAACACUAGACAGUGAUAAUCAUUCUCAAGGUAAAGAUAUAGAAUUGACUGAGGUAAAGCCUAAAAGUCUAAGCAUCUAUAGCAUAGAAAAUCUAAACAUCAACAAUAUAGAGGAACUAGACAUCAGUAAUUUAGAAAAUCUAACCAUCUGUGAUGUAGAGGGUUCAUAUGAACAAUUUAUGUUAAACCAACAAGUAUUUCUACAAAGUAUAGAGGGUGAUGGCAGUAUUAAGUAUAUACCCCCAGACUGUGAGAAGGAGAACCAAAUUGACACUUUAGCUGUAACUGAACCUGCAACAUGUAAUUCCAAUAAAGAUACAGAAACGAGCGUUCAGUCGAUAUUGUCUCGGUGCCCGGACCCGACGUGCGGAGAGCAUGACUGCCAGGUCGACAGUCACCGCAAGCCGCAUGAUGAGCAAAACACGACGAACGACCAGAUCGUCUUAGCCCAGCUUCCUAACAAUGCUUAUAUUUUUUUAACAUUACCUCAGCCUUUAACUUCACAUAAUAAUGUUAACAUUUCUGUCCAGCCACUUCAAAUAGAAAAUAGUAACGAUGUUAAUCCUAUUGUCUCUAAAAGUAAUAACAAAUCCAACAAUAAUAAGAAGAAAAAACAAAAAGCUCCUGGCGGCACCUCAGAACAAGCCGUCAGUAGCGAUGCGAAGAAAAGUGCUCUAGAUAAAAAUAUCCUUAAAGUACUACUGUUUGAAAAUCUCUUUAAUAACAACGUUAACGAAAAUAUAUCGCACACUUCCGAGGUGCCUGCUAUCACCAGUAAAGAGGUCGAUUCCGCUAUUUCGUUUAGUUGCAUCACAACUCCAGAGGUUGUGUCCAGUUGCAACACGACGUCAUCCACGGCGCAGUCGGCGGUCGCCGUCGAUCCCAAGCCUCGCAGCGUCAUCUCCAGCAGCUUCAACGGGCUGCCACUGUCACGACCCAACUACGGCGCCACUGCCAACUCCGCUCCAGAAGAGUACAAGAAGUCACUAGAUGAAAACGGCAACUCAGUACAAGGAUUCAGUUCACCUCUUUCGGGAUCUAGUCAACACAAAAAACCUAGGAGGAAAAAGUCUUCAAAAAAUGAGACCGUUAUCGACUGCCAGCAAAUUGACGGCUACCAAGGUGAUAAGGAUGUAAACGAGCUCUUGCGAUUUAUAGAAUCGAACGCAGACAAUGGUCGCGGUCCAAAACUAGGACGGGUCAAGCACAAGGAUGACUCCGACGACAAGAGCGGCAAAAAACGCUCCACCGAGCGACGUAAAGAUAAAGAAAAUAAAAUCAAACGCGCUACCUCCAUGGAGGAACUAUCUCGCACCAAGAUAGAAGACCUCACCGACGCGACCGAGUCCCCACUGCGCAGCGACAAGAAGGAGCGCCGCGGCGACGUACCCAAUAAGGCAGAGCGACGCUCUUGGGGAGACGACGCGAGAGACACCAUACUCUACAACGACCAUCCCACUGACAGCCCCGUCGCCGCCGCAGAGCUCACAGACUUCCAGACCGUCACAAAGAAGCGCAAGCCGCGCCGACGCACUGACGAACCAGAACCCGCUCCGCGACGCACGAGGCCCCCCUCGCCACGUCCCCGUCGCGAGUCCGCGCCCCCCUCCGACCGCAGCAACGACUCCAACGACGACAUGGACUCUGUGCACUCUCUGCCCAGCGCCCCGCCUGCGCCCCCCGCCGCGCCCCCGCCCGCGCAGGCCUCCUACGCCGAUAUCGCGCGCACGCGCCACAACAUCCCAGACCUCAUCGAGUCCUGCAACUUCUACGGCGACGGCGUAGCUCCGCCCGCCACUGCUCCCGCCGACGCAGACGGGUACCCCGCGCUGGACGCGCGCCAGGCGGCCCGGCGCCGCGACAAGGCGCCCCCGCUGCGUCGCAAGGAGCGCGCCGCGCCGCCGCCCGACAGCCUAUUGGGCGGCGGCACGCGCCGGCCGCGCUGCGAGCUGGCGCUGGGGGCGCUGGCGCGGCCGCGCUGCGACCUGGUGCGCGACGCGGCGGACGCGGUGGCGGUGCACGCGGGGCUGAGCGCGCUGCGCUACGUGCCGCCUGCGACGGCGCCGGACGCGGCCGCGCUGCUGCAGAUCGUAGACUACGUGGGCGCGGCCUGGGACGACGUGCUGCGCUGCGGGGCCGGCAAGGUGCGCUACUACAGCGAGUAG